Messenger RNA from Doryrhamphus excisus (bluestripe pipefish), 1401 nucleotides. It is a transcript of the gene gnpnat1, whose product is annotated as glucosamine-phosphate N-acetyltransferase 1. NCBI's taxonomy places the organism in Eukaryota, Metazoa, Chordata, Actinopteri, Syngnathiformes, Syngnathidae. The record is from RefSeq and is a predicted model, not a curated record. Gene Ontology annotation, molecular function: glucosamine 6-phosphate N-acetyltransferase activity.
CCACUAAUACUACCAGGAAGUGCGCCACGUCACAGCAUAGACGUAAAGAACACCCAUUAGUGGUGUGGCUCAGGCCAUUCAAAACUAUGCUUCAUCUCGAAAGUGGAUCAUGUUGCUCGACCUACUGGGAAACUUGUAGAAGACUUUGACUGUGACAGUACUUUAUUUCAGCCUGUCGUUUGUUCUUGUGUGGUGUUUUUAAUCGGACCGAGGUUGUGGAAUGCUGCUGGACGAGACUCCACUGUUUGAGCCUUCUCUGCUUCAGGAGUUAGACUGGAGUGACAACAGCGUCUCUUUCUGCCCCCUGAUCUCCCCCUCCCACCCGGGGGAAGGCCUGGUGCUUAGGCCCCUCUGCACCGCUGACUUCAACAGGGGGUUCUUUAAGGUUUUAUCUCAGCUCACCGAGACGGGCGAUGUCACGGCAGAGCAGUUCAUAAAAAAGUUUGAGCACAUGAAGAAAACGGGCGACUACUAUGUGGUGGUGGUGGAGGACACCAAUUUAGGGCAAAUUGUGGCCACGGCGACUUUGAUCACUGAGCACAAAUUCAUUCAUUCUUGUGCCAAGAGAGGCCGAGUGGAGGAGGUGGUGGUCAGUGAUGUUUGCAGAGGAAAACAACUUGGAAAACUGUUAGUCUCUACACUUACUCUGCUCAGCAAAAAACUCAACUGCUACAAAAUCACACUGGAAUGUGCACCCAAAAACGUGGCCUUUUACCAAAAAUUUGGCUACAUGUCUUCAGACGAGACGUACAUGCAGAGUCGCUUCCCCAAAUGAGGACCUCGGGUGGUUUGAAUCCCACUUGGAUUUGAUCGACCUGGACUGCUUCUACGCUAGCCAAGGAAUCACUUUGUGGUUUGGCUUGUGCAUCGUUGCAAAUCGAUUGAUGAGCGUCGUCCUGACUUCAGAGCAGACGUGAACUUAAAAACACAUGUUGAAGUCCCCACGCAGCCAUUUUGGUAACCAUGGCUACCUCAUGAAUGCAAAGCUCUGGAGAAAAGGAUAAUCGGUUACUGUAAAUGUCUUAUUUUGUUACGGUGAUGGCAUGUGGUGACUGAAAAUAUUACUUAAAUUAGUCAGGCAUCUGAAGUUUGCGUUGAAUGUUCAUGCUCAUGUUCUUGAAGACUAAUUACAAAUAAUUGACCAUCAAAAGCGAGUAACCAAAGAGGCUUUCAAACUUCAUUUUUCAGUUAAAAAGAAAUCAACAAUCACACAAAUAAUCUUGCAUAUUUGUGAUAUUGCUAUAAAUCCGACUUAUGUAGGAAAUACAAAUGUUUAUAUGCUGUAUGACAGACUUCAAGGGUGUAUGCAAGUGAUGAACAUUUUCUAUAUGGACUAUUUAAUGUAAUUUAUUGCCAAAUAAAGAGGCUGUGUACACACUGUCCUGGUUAGCAGUCACUUUG